AUCGAACCCGACACGUCGCUUAAACCUAAUCCAGGCAGCGACGCCGCCGCCGCCGCCGAAACCACGUCGCGCUGCUCUGCCCCUAUCUUGCAGUCACCAGCAGGGAGGCUCUGGCGGUCUGCGCCCUGAUGCGCUCCGUGUAUUCAGCCAUCUUCUGCCUGUCCCAGAAAAACUAGAUCGGAUGGGGAAGAAGGGCAAGCGGCGGGGCGAGGCCGCCGCUACGGGUGCGCCGGAGGAGGCUGCCGAGCAGGAGGCUCCCGCGGCAUCCGCUGCCGCUUCUGAUUCAGCCACGCCGAGGAGGAGCAGGCGACGGGGCGGCGACGCCGGGGCCGCGCAGGAGGCCUCCGCCACCGUACACGCACUGGAUCCCGCCGAUGCAGGGAAGGGGACAACGGACAGGGAAAAGAAGCCUCAGCUCAACGAACGAAAGAAGAAUAAGAGGGAGCAAUCUCCUUGUGCUGCUUCAUCGAGUGCUGAUGCUGCCGCCACGGGUAAAUCAGGUGUUGACUGCACUGAUGGGGAAGGUGUUAUAGGAGACUCUGAAGUUCGCAAGAAAAGAAAAAAGAAUAAGAAGAUUAUGCAGGAGCCAUCCUCUUCUACUGUGUCUGAUGACAAUGCUGUUGAGGUAAACAAAUCCGGAGUUGGCUGCAAACAUGUGGAAGAUGUACCGGGAGAUGAUGAAGCUAGUAGGCGUCCCAGAAAUGAAGAGGAUCUAGGCUUUUCUGCUGCAAACAUUGCAGAACAGGAUGUACCGAAGGGUAAGAAGAAGCCCAAGCUGGGGAAACGGAAUAAGAACAAGCAAGAACCAUCAUUUCCUGCUGUAGUGGAUGCUGCCAUUGUGAUUGGUAAAUCUGAAAAUGAAAGUACAGAUGGGAAGGGCGUUCCAGGAAUUUCUGAAAUUAGUAAGAGUCCCAGAAAUGGAGAGGGUCAAGAUUGUCCCAAGGUAAACAUUGUGGCGAAGGAGACACUGGAGAGGAAGAAGCCUGAACCCAGGAAAUGGAAGAAGAAUAAGCAGGGGCGAUCACGUGCUGCUGUGUCUGAUGAUGGUGCUGUUGAGGCAGACAAAUCUGGAAAUGUUGGCACAGAUGGGGAUGAUGCUUUGGGAGAUGCGCAUGUUAGUAUGAGCACGGUAGAGGAUCCAUGCUGUCCAGAGGCAAACAUGGCAGAGAAGGGGACACAGGAGAAGAAGAAGCGUAAGCCCAAGAAACGAAAGAAUAAUAAGGAAGGAUCCCCUUCUGUUGUACUUGAUACUGGUGCUGUUGUGGCAGAUGAAUAUGGAAAUAGCUGUAUGAAUGGUGAUGGUGCACCACAGGAUGGUGAAGCUAGUAUUAGCCCUAGAGAUGGAGAGGACCCAAACUGUCCUGGGGUAAACAUUGCAGAGAAGGGGGUACCAAAGUUGAAGAAGAAUAAGCUCAAAAAAUGGAAGAAGAAGAACCAGGAGCAAUCCCCUUCUACCUUGUUGGAUGCCGGUGAUGUUGUGCCAGAUAAAUCAGGACGUGGCAGCACAAAUGUGGAAGCUGCAUCCAGAGGUGCUGAUGUCACUACAAGUCCCAGACCUGGAGAGGGUCCAGAAUGUCCCAAUGCAAACAUAACUGAGCAUUUGGUGGAGGAAAAUAAAGUGAAUGAAGACUACUCUCAGGAACCUAAGCUCAAGAAACAGAAGAAAUGUAAGCAAGAUCAAUCCCCUUCUGUUAUACCAGACACCAGUGGUGUUGUGGUGGAUAAAAUUGAAAAGGGCUACAUAGAAGGCGAAGGAGGGGAAGGUCUACCAGGAGAUACUGAAAUCAGUAUGAGUCCCAGAAAUGGAAAGGGACCAGAUUGUCCUGAGGUAAACAUAGCUGAAAAUUCGGUGGAGGGAAAGAAUGAGAAUAACGGCAACUCUCAGAAGCCUAAGCGGAAGAAACGGAAAAGGAAGAAGAGGGCUCAAGUAGCUGUUACUGAGGCACCUGCGGUGGGUGAUGUCAGCUCAGAUGAAAGGAAGGAUGUGUGUAGGACAGGUACCGUGAAGGUUACAGGAAGUAUGGGAUACUCUAUAUGUGAAUCUGAGGUUACUGCAAAAAAUGUUGUCCAGGAUAUGUACUCACCAGGAGGAUCGCUUGUAAGGUUUCAGAGGAAAAAACUUCUUAUUCUUGAUCUUAAUGGUCUGCUUGCGGAUAUCACUCCAAUCCACCGCAACUCUCGCGACUCUCGCUUGGCACAUGCAAAAGUUCGAGGCAAAUAUGUCUUCAUAAGACCAUACCAUGACGAUUUUCUGAGAUUUUGCUUCCAGAACUUUGAGCUAGGGGUAUGGUCGUCAAGAAUGAAAGUAAAUGUGGAUGAUGUUGUCGAUAUCCUUAUGAAAGAUCUCAGGCGACACUUGCUAUUCUGCUGGGAUGCAUCUCACUGCACUACUACCAAGUGUAGUACUCUUGAAAAUCAACGCAAACCCUUAGUACUGAAGGAACUAAAGAAACUGUGGAAUAAAGAGGACCCUGAUCUUCCGUGGGAGCAAGGGGAAUUUUCGCCUUCGAAUACUUUGCUUGUGGAUGAUUCCCCUUACAAGGCUCUGUGCAAUCCGCCACACACUGCCAUUUUCCCACAACCCUACAGCUACCAUAACAGGACGGAUAAUUCAUUGGGACCAGGUGGAGAUCUUCGUGUGUAUCUAGAGAACCUUGCUGCUGCAGAUGAUGUUCAGCGUUAUGUUCAGGAGCACCCUUUUGGUCAACCUUUCAUUACUGAGAGUGAUCCGAAUUGGGAUUUCUAUGCAAAAAUACGUGACAGACUGGAGAAGCGAGAGAAGUGUGCCGCUUGAUGGUCCUGUGCCUUGAUACAGUAAGCAAGAGCUUUGGCCAGGCUUGUGUUGGAUGGCAGAAAGUUUUGGCUCUGGAGUUCGUUUUGUUUCUUGGCUUGGCAGUUGGCAUGACUACUUGUAGGCAGGGGGUAUUGGUAAUUUGAACAUUUUUUACUCUCUGUUGUUUCGGUUUGUGCUUAUCCUGAAGUAGUCAAGGCUAGGUAGUGUUCACAAGGUCGUACCUAUUACUUCACAUGUACUUUGGUUACACACAUGUUGACAUGCGUCAUUAAUCAUUCUUUCCCCUGUAUCAAGGAUAACAGGGUUGUUAUAUUUUAUAAGUUGGUCAAUUAUGUUGUAAGGAUGUUAGAGUUUUGCUGGCUUGUAACUUUUCCUCCUCUCGAGUAAGUGAUGUAAUCUUUUCACAUUUGUUGAACUAUAGUACUGUACCGCCAAUGGUGUUGAUAAUUGCUAGAGUGGCAACAGAUAGCAUCAUUGCAAGUGGAA
Molecule: messenger RNA, 3280 nt
Organism: Aegilops tauschii subsp. strangulata
Lineage: Eukaryota; Viridiplantae; Streptophyta; Magnoliopsida; Poales; Poaceae
Source: RefSeq, a predicted model, not a curated record